AUGGGUAAUAAUCCAGUGUUUGCCGUCACCGUGUUCUUUAUCUGCUUCCGAGAAUGCUUGGAGACAACCGUGGUCGUCUCGGUCCUUUUGGCCUUCUUAAAGCAGACACUAGGAGGUGGCGAGGACCAGAAGAUGUAUAAACGACUAGUAAAACAAGUCUGGCUAGGAUGCGGGUUGGGCCUCUUCGCUUGUCUCGCCGUGGGCGGCGGCAUGAUCGGUGCCUUCUAUAGCCUGGGAACCGACACUUUCUCCAGCACGGAGGAUAUCUGGGAGGGCGUUCUGGGUAUCAUUGCCUCUCUGAUUAUCACCAUCAUGGGUGCGGCCCUGUUGCGCGUGUCGAAACUCCAGGACAAGUGGCGCGUCAAGCUCGCGAAGGCGCUCGAACAUGAGCACAACCCGAAUGAAACUCGCAAAGGCCGCUUCAAGCGUUGGAUGGAGAAAUACGUCAUGUUCAUGCUACCUUUCAUCACCGUCUUGCGUGAGGGUCUGGAAGCCGUCGUCUAUAUCGGCGGCGUUGGCCUGGGACUCCCGGCCUCCUCGUUUCCGCUGGCGGUGUUCUGCGGUCUGCUUGCCGGAGUGGCCGUGGGCUAUAUUAUCUACAGGGGUGGACGUGAGACCUCAAUGCAGAUCUUCCUGAUCAUCUCGACCUGCUUCCUCUAUCUGGUCGCCGGCGGCCUCUUCUCACGCGCUGUCUGGUACUUCCAGAACAACGCCUGGAACCAUGUCAUUGGCGGCGACGCCUCAGAGACGGGCUCAGGCCCGGGAUCAUACGACAUCAGUCAAAGCAUAUGGCACGUCAAUUGCUGCAAUCCCGAGGUGGGUGGCGGUGGUGGCUGGGGAAUCUUCAAUGCCCUACUCGGCUGGACCAACUCGGCGACCAUAGGGUCGGUCCUCGCGUACAAUUUCUACUGGAUCUGCGUCAUGAUCGGCUACGGGCUGAUGCUGUGGCGCGAGCGUAAGGGUCCCCUGCCCUACCUGGACCCGGUGGUGCACAAGGUGGUCAACGCCAAGGGCCGGGCGAAGGCUUUUGUGUUCCGCACGCCUUGGGAUCAGCCUACUACGGCUGGACCUGCUCAUGCGAGCGGUGCAGUCAUGGAGUACGGUGUCCUGCAGACGGAGAAAGGCGCUGUGGCCGGGCCAUCUACGGCUAUUUGGCAGUCUUCAGUGUAG
Molecule: messenger RNA, 1170 nt
Organism: Penicillium canariense
Lineage: Eukaryota; Fungi; Ascomycota; Eurotiomycetes; Eurotiales; Aspergillaceae
Product: FTR1 family protein
Exons: 4
Coding region: 1-1170 (389 amino acids)
Biological process (GO): iron ion transmembrane transport
Cellular component (GO): high-affinity iron permease complex; plasma membrane
Molecular function (GO): ferrous iron transmembrane transporter activity
Source: RefSeq, a predicted model, not a curated record